This is a messenger RNA of Nyctereutes procyonoides (raccoon dog), 1620 nucleotides long. RefSeq names its product shisa family member 9 (gene SHISA9). The coding region runs from base 1 to 1227 and encodes 408 amino acids. The transcript has 4 exons. The record is from RefSeq and is a predicted model, not a curated record. Lineage: Eukaryota; Metazoa; Chordata; Mammalia; Carnivora; Canidae. Gene Ontology annotation, cellular component: dendritic spine membrane; AMPA glutamate receptor complex; postsynaptic density. Gene Ontology annotation, biological process: regulation of short-term neuronal synaptic plasticity; regulation of AMPA receptor activity.
AUGCGCCGCGUCCUCCGGCUGCUCCUCGGCUGCUUCCUCACCGAGCUGUGCGCCCGCGUGUGCCGGGCGCAGGAGCGAGCGGGGCACGGGCAGCUGGCGCAGCUGGGCGGCGUGGUCGUGCUGGCGGGGGGCAACCGCUCCGGGGCCGCCUCCGGGGAGGCCGGCGAGGGCGCGGGGGUCUCGGACGCGCCGCCGACCCGGGCGCCCACGCCGGACUUCUGCCGCGGCUACUUCGAUGUCAUGGGCCAGUGGGACCCGCCGUUUAACUGCAGCUCGGGCGACUUUAUCUUCUGCUGCGGGACUUGUGGCUUCCGGUUCUGCUGCACGUUUAAGAAGCGGCGACUGAACCAGAGCACCUGCACCAACUACGACACUCCGCUCUGGCUCAACACCGGCAAGCCCCCCGCGCGCAAGGACGACCCCCUGCACGACCCCACCAAGGACAAGACCAACCUGAUCGUUUACAUCAUCUGCGGGGUGGUGGCCGUCAUGGUGCUUGUGGGCAUCUUCACCAAGCUGGGGCUGGAGAAAGCGCACCGGCCCCAAAGGGAGCACAUGUCCAGGGCCCUUGCAGAUGUCAUGAGGCCACAGGGCCACUGCAACACUGACCACAUGGAGAGGGACCUCAACAUUGUGGUUCAUGUCCAGCAUUAUGAAAACAUGGAUACCAGAACCCCCAUAAAUAAUCUUCACACGACCCAGAUGAACAACGCGGUGCCCACCUCCCCCUUGCUCCAGCAGAUGGGCCAUCCACAUUCGUACCCCAGCCUGGGCCAGAUCUCCAACCCCUAUGAGCAGCAGCCACCGGGCAAAGAGCUCAACAAGUAUGCCUCCUUGAAGGCAGUCGCCGACAAGGUAAAUGAUGACUUCUCCUCCAAGCGACGGCACCUGGCCGAGCUGGCCGCCAAGGGGAACCUACCUCUGCACCCAGUGAGAGUGGAUGAUGAGCCGCGGGCCUUCAGCCCUGAGCAUGGCCCUGCCAAGCAGAAUGGACAGAAGUCCCGCACCAACAAGAUGCCCCCACAUCCCCUGGCCUACAACUCCACCGCCAACUUCAAGGGCUGGGACCCCAACGAGCAUUCCCUCCGGCGGCAGGCUUAUGGUAACAAGGGCAAGCUUGGCACAGCUGAGUCGGGCUCCAGCGACCCCUUGGGGACUCGCACCCAGCACUACCCACCCCCACAGCCAUACUUCAUCACUAACAGCAAAACAGAAGUGACUGUCUGAGCUUUCACUACAGGGAGCAUCCUGGAGACCAUACUCAACUGAGAGAGGCAAAAAAAUACCCCUGGCCCACACCCUCCCUGUCCCUCCCACCCCCGACAUGCUCCCCCACUCCCUGACUCCCCGUUCCAACCGACGAUAAACCUACUGGUGACGCAGAAUCACGCUUUUCUUGGGUCAUGCCGAACACGUGUCAGCGGGCAGCUGAGCAAGACGGAAGCAGGGACAUUCAGCAAUACAGCGAAGGAGAAACUGAGGCACGGCUCUUUCGACUUCAGGCCCCAGGUGGCCAACUCACACGCCCACACCGUGGGGCUAAUUUUUCUUUUCCUCCUGACUUACAACUGAACUCCAUGAUGAAAAAUUAAAAGUAGCACAACUUAGAGAAAUUGUCCA